AUGGGUCGCGGCUCUUUUGGUCUGGCAUCUCGUCGGGCAAGAGGUUCAUUCCAGCGAGGCGGAUAUCGCGGAGGUUCGUUCCGAGGAGGCAGAGGUCGCGGACGCGGUCGCUCAGGCGGCGCCAGCGCGGAAGGAAGCGCACCCACGAGAGAUGAGGAAGGCACACAGCUAGAGGAGCGUUUUGAGCAAGUCAGGGUGAACGAUGAGGUGGACGAAAAGCUCGGGUUCGCGAGAGUGCAGGAUGGACCGAAGAGGGAGGGGUGGUUGGUUAACAUGCAUCCGACAUUGGUUAAAGAUCCUGAUUGGCCUGGAGGGAAAGCGGGCGUGGACUACUACUUUAUUCAAGACGACGGGGACCUCUUCAAGUGCACAUUCCUCUAUGAACCGUAUUUCUGCGUCGCUUGCAAGAAUGGGACAGAGACAAUGGUGGAAGAGUGGCUGCUGAAGAAAUACGAAGGCGUCAUUUGCCGGAUCACCCGCGAACGCAAAGAGGACCUCCAAAUGCCCAACCAUCUCAUGGGUCACCGCCGACUAUUCCUACAACUUCACUUUCGCAACGUCUCCGAUCUGCUCAGCGUUCGGCGAGACAUUGUGCCUCUGGCCCUGGCCAAUGGUGCCAAACGGGAUGCCGUAGACGCGUACGCCGAGGUAGUCAAUGCUACCGCCGAGAACGCCGGUAUGCAGAUCGAACUCGAAGACGAGGACAUGCGUGGGUCCAGUCGGGAGAAGGAUCCGCGCGAGGCUAUCAUCGACGUGCGCGAGUACGACGUCCCGUACUACCUGCGGGUCGCCAUCGACAACGAGAUUCGAGUUGGUCUGUGGUACGCGGUGACGUUCACUGCGGGCCAGCCAUCCUUCAAGCACAUUGCGGAGAGGGUGAAGCGUGCCGACCCGGUCGUCAUGGCGUACGAUAUAGAGACAACCAAGGCGCCGCUGAAAUUCCCUGAUCAGGCCAUUGACCAGGUUAUGAUGAUCUCGUACAUGGUGGACGGUCAAGGCUACUUGAUCACGAAUCGGGAGAUCGUCAGCGAGGAUAUCGAGGACUUCGAAUAUACGCCCAAGGAGGGCUACGAAGGCCCAUUCACAAUCUUCAACGAGCCAGACGAAGCGGCCGCUAUCACGCGUUUCUUCCAGCACAUCCAAGAAGUCAAGCCGACUGUUAUGGCAACAUUCAACGGCGACUUCUUCGAUUUUCCAUUCCUAUGCGCACGCUCUAAGGUCCACGGUAUUGACAUGUUCCUGGAGACUGGUUUCGCAAUAGACUCGGAAGACGAGUUCAAGAGCAAGACUUGCGUCCACAUGGACUGCUUCCGCUGGGUCAAGCGGGACUCAUACCUGCCCCAAGGUAGUCAAGGUUUGAAAGCCGUCACGACGGCGAAGCUGGGCUAUGACCCUAUCGAACUUGACCCCGAACUCAUGACACCAUAUGCUAUGGAGCAGCCGCAAGUUCUGGCACAAUAUUCCGUGUCCGAUGCCGUUGCCACAUAUUAUCUGUACAUGAAAUACGUUCAUCCCUUCAUAUUCUCACUUUGCAACAUCAUUCCGCUGAAACCCGACGAAGUCUUGCGGAAAGGCAGCGGCACUCUCUGCGAAACUCUGCUCAUGGUGGAAGCCUACAGAGGGCACAUCAUUAUGCCCAACAGGCACGAAGAGGCUCAAGGGAAUAUGUACGAAGGUCAUCUGCUCGCCUCGGAGACGUAUGUCGGUGGUCACGUCGAAGCCCUUGAAGCUGGAGUAUUCCGAAGUGAUAUCGCUACGCAUUUUAAGAUUGAACCGUCGGCCGCUCAGAAGCUGAUCGACGAACUGGAUGCUGCUCUCAUGUUCUGCAUCGUCAAGGAGUCUAAAGCGUCCAUGGAGGACGUUACGAAUUAUGACGAAGUCAAGCAGCAGAUUCAAUCAGCUCUGGAAGAGAUGCGAGAUAAUCCUUUGCGCCAUGACAAACCCCUGAUCUACCAUUUGGAUGUCGCGGCGAUGUAUCCAAAUAUCAUGUUGUCGAACCGACUUCAACCCGACUCCGUCGUCGAUGAGUCCGUCUGCGCUGUUUGUGACUAUAAUCGACCAGGGAAGCAAUGCGAUCGGCGUAUGACAUGGGCUUGGAGGGGAGAGUUUUUCCCGGCGCACCGAGACGAAUACAAUAUGAUCAGACAUGCCUUGAAUCAGGAGACGUUCCUAUCCAAGAGACCUGGAGGGCCCCAUCGACGAUUCACGGACUUGUCUGAGUCAGAGCAGACUGCGCUGAUCCACAAGCGGCUCGGUGACUAUUCGCGCAAAGUGUAUAAGAAGAUGAAGGACACCAAGGUCGAGAAUCGCGAAUCUAUCAUAUGCCAACGCGAAAACCCUUUCUAUAUCGAUACCGUCCGAACGUUCCGAGAUCGGCGAUACGAAUACAAGGGUCUUCACAAGACUUGGAAGAAGAAUCUCGAUAGCUUCGUGUCGGAGGGACGUACUAUCGCUGAGGUGGAAGAGGCGAAGAAGAUGAUAGUGCUCUACGACUCCCUCCAGCUUGCCCACAAGUGCAUCCUGAACUCCUUCUACGGCUACGUCAUGAGGAAAGGCGCUCGCUGGCACUCCAUGGAGAUGGCUGGUAUCACAUGUUUGACGGGGGCGACUAUUAUUCAGAUGGCUCGGCAGCUCGUUGAGCAGCUUGGACGUCCCCUCGAAUUGGAUACUGACGGUAUCUGGUGCAUGCUGCCCGGAAUAUUUCCGGAGAACUUCAAGUUCAAACUGAAGAACGGCAAGGCUAUCGCCUUCUCGUACCCUUGUACCAUGCUCAAUCACCUCGUGCACGACAAGUUCACGAAUCAUCAAUACCACGACCUUGAUCCAGUAACGGGUCAAUAUACGAUACAUAGCGAGAACUCCAUCUUUUUCGAACUCGACGGGCCUUAUAAGGCCAUGAUCCUUCCCUCCUCGAAAGAAGAGGACAAAUUGCUGAAGAAGCGGUACGCGGUAUUCAAUGACGAUGGGUCGCUGGCGGAAUUGAAGGGCUUCGAGGUUAAGCGACGUGGCGAAUUGCAGCUAAUCAAGAUUUUUCAGUCGCAAAUCUUUGAGAAGUUCCUUCUAGGAUCUACGACCGAGGAGUGUUACGCUGCGGUUGCUGAAGUCGCUGACCGAUGGCUGGAUGUUCUCUUCAGCAGGGCGGAGAAUAUGCCGGACAAUGAGCUCUUCGACCUUAUCGCCGAGAACCGAAGCAUGUCGAAAACAUUGGCUGAAUACGGCGGACAGAAGUCGACAUCGAUUAGUACUGCGAAACGUCUUGCAGAAUUCCUGGGCGAUCAGAUGGUGAAAGACAAAGGCUUAGCCUGCAAGUUCAUUAUAUCAGCUCGUCCCAUGGGUGCACCAGUCACGGAACGAGCUAUUCCGGUCGCGAUCUUUUCCGCCGAAGAGAGCGUCAAGAGGACGUAUUUGCGGAAGUGGCUGAAAGAUAACAGCUUGGCCAACUUCGAUAUUCGCUCCAUCUUGGAUUGGGAAUAUUACAUCGAACGCUUAGGAUCCGUUAUCCAGAAGCUGAUCACCAUCCCGGCUGCGAUGCAGAAGGUCGCCAAUCCUGUUCCUCGUAUUCACCAUCCCGACUGGCUGCAUCGGCGUGUAGUAGCUAUGGACGAUAAAUUUCGGCAGCACAAAGUCACUGACUUCUUCAAGCGCGCUACUGAGGAAGAUAAGAUGACGCAAGAUUCUGUGGAUGACAUGGAGGAUUUCGGCAAUCGCAGACCGGACGGACAGCUGCGCAUCAAGCCAAACAACCGCAAGGCUGCCCCGAGGAAUGAAGAGUCACAAGAAGAAGUCCAAACUCAAGAACCCGCGGAGGAGAAACUGCCGAACCCGUCAGAGAAUUAUCGUGAAUGGCUUCGAGUAAUGAACUCUAGAUGGCGAAGAAGGCGGGCGGCGCGCUUCGGUGAUCCCAACUCAACUGUUGUGCCUGCAAUGUUCAGAGGCGGCCGAGUAAGGACCGUGCACCGCUGGGACAUAGUGCAAUUGCGACCAAGCAAGGUCCCGGGACGAUACACUCUAUGGCUGUCCAUCGAUUCUGAACUCGUUGCGAUCCCGCUCCGUGUUCCGCGCGAGUUCUACAUUCAUUUUAGGAGCCCACCGAAGCAGGAUAAAUUCCAAGUUGAUCAAUACUUCUGCGAGCAAGUAGUCAAACAUUUACCUCGCGGACAGCCUUGCGUCAAUUUAUACAAAAUCUCAGUCCGCGAAGAUAUUUAUCAAGAUGGACAUGACCACUUUGUAGACCUCACGAUAGAUCCCAACGUGGACAGUGUCUUCGAGUUGCAGACUUGUGUCAUGGACGACAAGACUAUGACACUGAAUAGAGCAGAGAGUGCCGGAGUGGACCUCCAUCAGCUCACCCAUGCCGAACCUUCCAUGACACGCGGUAAAUAUCUCAACGGUGGCACGGGAGGCAAAUACAUAUUCGUCUACCACGCUUGCUCGAACAACGCACCAGUGCAUGUUUUUGCCGUCUUCCAUCCUGACGGCUCCGUCAAGCUGCACAUUGUCGACCCAGCGACCCGCCGACAAGGGAUUCCCCGGAUGCAGGAAUUGUACAAUGAACUACUGUCCAGACAUCGGGCAGCGAACGGCGCGAGCUACUCGGUGCAAUAUCAGGAGAUGCUCACUUUCGAUACGACCUAUCACAGCAGUGAUGUGACCGCUCUGAAAGCAGUAUCUCGGGAACUUGGAUUACUCGAAGGCCGAUCGUACACUGUAGUUAUCUCGUCCAUGAAAGAGCAAAUAUAUUUCGACAGCCAUGUCCCGAGGCUAGCGAAGUUCCCCGUCUUGUCCAUGUCCAAGGCGAAGGGUCCCCAUAGCCUGGAUGUGUUCCCAUGGCAAGCGAACGUUGCGCAGAAGAUGCUCAGCCGGUACCUGUCACUGGGUCCAUGGCUUGAUCGGACGAUAUCUCUCGCGGACUACUACGACGUACCAGUCGGCCAUAUCGAAGGCGACUUGCCUCUCUAUGUUGCUGAUCUCGAAUUCGCCAGGCGUCUCCUCAAAGAAGACAUGGUUUUAUGGUGGUCUCCUGGGGACCGGCCCGACCUUGGAGGAAUUGAAGAGGACAAGCGACAGACUCAGGAAAUCGCCAGCACGGAGUUCCUGUCGCCUGGGUGCUAUGUCAACGUCUGCUUGGAGAUCGCGGUUCGUAACCUGGCGGUGAACUCAGUGUUGCACUCUGUCGUAGUCAACGAGCUGGAAGGCAGCGGCGGAGCAACCGCGUUCGACUCAGUCUCACACACUCUGGACGAAUACACCGGCCGCGAUGCUCCUCGGGAUCUCACCCUAGGCGAAUCAAAUGUCUCUCCGAAGACCUUGAACGUCCUGAAGUCUAUGAUCAAAACCUGGCUUCUGGACAAAAUUCAAGGUAACUUCGAGAGCCCCGCUACUCUUGCUAUUGAUCACUUCUGGAGGUGGAUUAGCUCGAACGCAUCGAACAUGUAUGACGGAAGUAUCCACAGAUUUGUCCACAGUCUUAUGCGGAAGACCUUCAUACAACUUCUGGCUGAAUUCAAGCGGCUCGGGUCUCAUGUCGUCUACGCAGACUUCAGCCGUAUCCUGUUGGUGACUUCGAAACCACCAGGCACAGCUCACGCCUAUGCAACAUACAUUACCACAGCUGUCACAUCGCACGAAUUGUUCCAGCAUGUCUACCUGAAUACCGAACGCUUCUACGAUUUCCUCGUAUUCAUGGAUCAAGCUAAUCUAGGCGGCGUGGUCUGCGAGGAUCCUUUAGCCAUCGAACCCCCAGAGGAACUCGCUAUAGAAAUGCGGUGGAACAUCGAGACCUUCCUGCCCAAGGCUAUCCAGGAAGACUUCCGGAGCAUCGUCCGUUUCUUUGUCAUUAACCUGUACCGAACCCAGCAGCAAAACCGAGACACGUCUCGUACGCCGUUGCGACUCUUGCAGAACGCCGCUCCAGAAGCUACCCAGCGGGACGCGGGGAAGGUCAAGGAGAUGGAGGCCACGCGAGAAUUCAUCGCGCGGCGCCUCACGCGCCGCUGCCUCAAGACGGUCGGGAAUAUCCUCGAGCGGUACCGCUACUCCCAAAUGCAGGACGAGCCGGACGAGGACUUCUCCUUCCCCGUCCUGCCGGGGGCGCACCUCGCGAUGACGAACCCGCCGCUCGAAUUCGUCAAGUUCGUCUGCGCGGUGUUCCACCUCGCGAAGGACUACCAGGUCGAGAUGGGCCUGCUGCGGCGGAACCUGCUCGAGCUCGUCGGCGUGCGCGAGUUCGCCGACGACGCGGUGUUCCGCAACCCGUGCGAGCCGCUGCGCCUGACGAACGUGCCCUGCCGGCACUGCGACGCGCUGCGCGACUUUGACUUCUGCCGCGACACGGAGCUGCUCCCGAGCAGUGCGCAGAUGACGCCGCGCUGGGCGUGCGGCGAGUGCGGCGGGGAUUUUGAUAGGACUGCGAUCGAGCUCGCGCUAAUUGAUAUUGUGUACACCCUCGAGCGCACGUUCACGCAGCAAGAUUUGCGCUGCUCGAAGUGCAAGCAGAUUCAGUCGGAUAAUGUCUCAAGGCAUUGCCAGUGCUCUGGGGCGUACCAGCUCACGAUCAGCAAGGCGGACGUGCGGAGAAAAUUGAAGACGAUUGUAAAUGUGGCUAUGGUGCACAACCUCGGUCGGUUGAGGGAAUGCGCACAGACGCUCCUGGAGAACUGGUGAUCGUGAGCGGACGGAGCUUGGGAUAGAUGAAUACCUUGUCAUAUCGAUACCAUAUAGCAGUACUGUAUUUUUAGCGCUUUUCAGUCUCGCUUUGUACGCAACUCUUGCAAUGUUCCAUUAAUAAUAACAGAUCCAUCGACGACGGCUUAC
Gloeophyllum trabeum ATCC 11539 is the source of this 6813-nucleotide messenger RNA. Its product is annotated as DUF1744-domain-containing protein. The record is from RefSeq and is a predicted model, not a curated record. The transcript has 9 exons. NCBI's taxonomy places the organism in Eukaryota, Fungi, Basidiomycota, Agaricomycetes, Gloeophyllales, Gloeophyllaceae. Gene Ontology annotation, cellular component: epsilon DNA polymerase complex; nucleus. Gene Ontology annotation, biological process: DNA replication proofreading; mitotic cell cycle; leading strand elongation. Gene Ontology annotation, molecular function: zinc ion binding; single-stranded DNA 3'-5' DNA exonuclease activity; DNA-directed DNA polymerase activity. Bases 1 to 6663 code for a protein of 2220 amino acids.